This is a messenger RNA of Penicillium pulvis, 1185 nucleotides long. RefSeq lists its product as uncharacterized. The coding region runs from base 1 to 1185 and encodes 394 amino acids. The transcript has a single exon. The record is from RefSeq and is a predicted model, not a curated record. Lineage: Eukaryota; Fungi; Ascomycota; Eurotiomycetes; Eurotiales; Aspergillaceae.
AUGGAGAGCAUGGAUGCCCAAAUGGACUUCGCAAAUCAUUACGAAGUUGAUGCCAUUGGCAAGCCCAUCGCCCUGCUCGUUUCAUCGCGGCCAUUCUCGAUUGAAGACAUGAAGACCUGUGGAAUCUGUCGCGGUCAUUUACGAAACAUUGCUAGAUAUGGUCGACUGGUUCGGCGAGCUCUUCUGGAUGAAUCCACGAAGAAGCUCAUUCUCCGCUUGAAUCAAGAGUUUGUCCCUCUUGCACAAGAGCUUACUCGAGAAAUCCGCAAGCUUCAUGAUACUGAUCCUCCACAGAUGACCAGGUGGCCAGAGCUUGAAAUCAAGGGCCGAAGUGGUGAGCAAUUGGAAGUGAUGAAGCCUGUCAUGAACAGCGCGAAGCCUCAGAGAUGGGCAAGUAUGAUUGAUUUGCGAGAACGGAUCUUUAAAUACGUUCAUGCUGUGAGCCCUGAAGAGCAGCCCUUCCAACGAGUUCACGACAUGGUGAUCAAUGCACAGCGACGCAAAAUAACCGCAGGAGAUUUCAAGUUCGGAGACGAAAUCUUGCAGACCAAGGGAGUGCUUCAAGGAGCGGCUCUUACUAUCCGACUUGACAUUGCGCUGCUAUCAGACUUCCUGGCACUGGAAAAGUUGGCCUCGUACAAAGAAGCACCGCUGAAAAUUAACCUGGAAAGCUUACGAGGUGACUGUCAACAUCUUGCGCAAAAAGCUACCGCUAGCAAGCGGCGGGUGCACCAGCUGGAAGGCUUUGUUUUCGAAGCCGAGCUUUAUGCCAUGGAACGUGCAUAUGUGUCCGAGGAGCUAGGCAGAUGUCAUUUGAAAAGCGGCCUUGCUUGUAUUGAAAAGGCGAGAGCGCUCUGCAAGGAAUUCUCUGGCCAAACAAGUGGACUAAUCAGUGAAGUUGAUAACGCCGAGAAGAUGCUUGAAGGGGGCACGUUCUAUGCUGGAAUCAGCAGCGAGGAGCGCAUGGCAAUCAUUUCAGUCAUGGCGCAGGAUUUUACGGGAACGGGCCACUGGUACUAUUGUCGCAACAACCAUCCGUUCACCAUUGGAGAGUGUGGAGGAGCUGUGGAGUUGGCCUCGUGCCCGGAAUGCGGCGCUCAAAUUGGAGGGGAUGACCAUAUGCCAGCGCCAGGAGUCGUUCGGGCGGAGGACUUUGAUAUGGAUUUGGCGCGUUUGACUCAUUGA